CCUCCUCCUCCUCCCGUGGAUACAAAUGUCGUGGCUCGCAGAGGGCGCAGGCUCUGCUUUCCUUAUCUAAAAGGAUCUCUAUCCCGCUCUAACGAGCCACUUGACCUCACUCGGCGCGCCUCUUCUCCCUUUGGGUGACGCAAAAACUCAACAACAAAAACAUUUAAAAAACAAAACAAAGAAAAGAAGCAGAGAGAAGUGGGCCGGCGAAGCGCAGCAGUUCAGAGGAGCGCGCGGAGGCACCAGCGGGCAGCAGCGUGCGCCUCGACCCUCUCGGAUGUUACAUCAACGCAACGGAGAUUUACCGGGACGUGUGACUAAGAUCACAUUUGAAACUCUGACAUUCACAACCUCCUCCAUUCAGUAAGUUGAGAGGUGGAGGAAACUUUUUGGUGGUUUUUUUUGUUUUUUUGAUUUUUUUUUUAAUGAGUGUCCCUCCGCUGGCCGGCACAUCUGGACGUCGCUGGAAGCUGUCAGAAUCCUGACCUGACCCCCGCGGGUUUGUUUCGCCCUCUCUGAACUUUUACGGAGGAAUACUGGACUUCAAACUAUUGGCUCUUUAUUUUGAAAACUUUUGUUUUUAUUAUUUAUUUCAUUUCGUAAUUUUUUUUUUUAAAUAAAAGGUGCAACAUGGAACAGUCGGUCCUCAGACUAACGUGUAUCCUGGUGGUCUUCUGUCUCCUGCAUAAAAGGGUAGAUUCCAAUGAAAUCUUAGGCCUGAGGCUGCCCAACAUCGACCCGAUCCUGAAUGCCAACACGGUGUGUCUCACGCUGCCAGGUUUGACACGGCGGCAGCUGGAGGUGUGCAUGAGGAACCCCGACGUGACGGCGUCGGCGAUCCAGGGAAUCCAGAUCGCCAUCCACGAGUGCCAGCACCAGUUCAGGGGACAACGCUGGAACUGCUCCAGCCUGGAGACCAGGAACAAAAUACCCUACGACAGCAUCGUCUUCAAGAGAGGUUUCAGAGAGAGCGCCUUCGCCUACGCCAUCGCAGCGGCGGGCGUCGUGCACGCCGUGGCCAACGCCUGCUCCAUGGGCAAGCUCAAGGCGUGCAGCUGUGACGAGAAGCGGCGCGGGGACGAGGAGGCCUUUCGCGUCAAACUGCACCGCCUGCAGCUGGAGGCCAUCCACCGAGGGAAGGGCAUGGUGCACGGCGUCAUGGAGCACUUCCCCGCGGACCUGCCGGGCCCCCAGGACUCCUGGGAGUGGGGCGGCUGCAGCCCGGACGUGGAAUUCGGCGAGAAGUUCUCGAGGGACUUCCUGGACGCCCGCGAGACCAACCGGGACAUUCAUGCACGCAUGAGGCUGCACAAUAACAGAGUGGGGAGACAGGUGGUGCUCGACCACAUGAGGAGGAAAUGCAAGUGCCACGGGACGUCGGGGAGCUGCCAGCUGAAGACCUGCUGGCAGGUCACCCCGGAGUUCCGGCUGGUGGGCUCGCUCCUCAAAGAGCGCUUCCACGUGGCCACGCUCAUCAAGGCUCACAACCGAAACACCGGGCAGCUCGACCACUCCAACCACAACAGCAACCACCACCACCACCACCACCACCACAACCACCACCACCACCACAACCACCACAACCACCACCACAACAACCACCACCACAACAACCACCACCACACACACCGGCGGCGGCCCAGCGCCAACGAGCUGGUCUACUUUGAGAAGUCGCCGGACUUCUGCGAGCGGGCCCCGGGGUCGGACUCGGCGGGCACGCAGGGCCGGAUCUGCAACAAGACCAGCCCCGGCAUGGACAACUGCGAGAGCCUGUGCUGCGGCAGGGGCCACAACAUCCUGCAGCAGACGCGCAGCGAGCGCUGCAACUGCAAGUUCCACUGGUGCUGCUACGUGGUGUGCGAAGAAUGCAGGAUAACCGAGUGGGUCAGUGUCUGUAAAUGAAGAAAACACACAAAGAGACUGUAAACACCAGAGAGAAACACAGAGAAAAAGAGACCCCCGCUUUUUUUUUUUUUUU
Molecule: messenger RNA, 1978 nt
Organism: Pungitius pungitius (ninespine stickleback)
Lineage: Eukaryota; Metazoa; Chordata; Actinopteri; Perciformes; Gasterosteidae
Gene: wnt10a
Product: wingless-type MMTV integration site family, member 10a
Exons: 4
Coding region: 631-1902 (423 amino acids)
Biological process (GO): multicellular organism development; neuron differentiation; canonical Wnt signaling pathway
Cellular component (GO): extracellular region
Molecular function (GO): cytokine activity; frizzled binding
Source: RefSeq, a predicted model, not a curated record